This is a messenger RNA of Zasmidium cellare ATCC 36951, 1539 nucleotides long. RefSeq lists its product as uncharacterized. The transcript is spliced from 6 exons. Gene Ontology annotation, cellular component: membrane. Gene Ontology annotation, biological process: carbohydrate transport; transmembrane transport. Gene Ontology annotation, molecular function: carbohydrate:proton symporter activity. The coding region runs from base 1 to 1539 and encodes 512 amino acids. Lineage: Eukaryota; Fungi; Ascomycota; Dothideomycetes; Mycosphaerellales; Mycosphaerellaceae. The record is from RefSeq and is a predicted model, not a curated record.
AUGGCCAAACUCCAGGGCACCCGCAAGGGCGCAUUCAGAGCCUACUUCUUCGGCUUCUUCGUCUGCCUCGCCGGCUUUCUCUUUGGCUAUGACACUGGAAUCGUGGGAGGCGUCCUGACCAUGGAGUCGUACAAGCGAGACUUCGGCUACACUGACAACACCACUGUCAGUGCUGUCAUGGUCUCGCUUCAGAACGUCGGUGCCUUUCUCUCCGCCCUCGCCGUGUUCCCAGUCUCCGAGCGCUAUGGGAGGAAGAAGACAAUCCAGGUGGCCAUGACCGUUUUCUGCACCGGCGUCAUCCUUCAGGUCAUACCUUCACACUCGCUAGUCUGCUUCUACAUUGGCCGCUUCGUGUCGGGUCUGGGUCUUGGAUCAGCCACUGCCGUCGUACCUGCAUACAAUGCCGAGCAAGCGCCAAAGGAGAUCAGAGGUAUGCUUGGCUCUGGCAUGCAAUGGCUCUUCGCUCUGGGGGUGAUGAUCUCGUACUGGGUCGACUAUGGAACCGUCCAAGGCAUUGGUGGCAGUCAUUCAGCUGAAUGGCAAAUCCCCGUCGGCCUUCAAAUGGUGCCUGCCGCUCUCCUCGGGUUCGGUCUCAUCUUCCAGAAGGAGAGCAUUCGGUGGUUGGCGAAGAAGAAUCGUAAUGAAGAGGCAUGGGAGGCUCUGAAGUGGAUGCGCGCAGACGAUGGCCCGGAAGUCAAGGCAGAGUUCAACGAGAUCAAGGCCGGUAUCGCUGAGGAAGUUCGUGCCAGCGAGGGAUUCAAGAAGAGAGAGCUUCUCGAACCCGCCAACCGCUAUCGUCUUGGACUGGCAUUCGGCAUCUUCCUGGGCCAGCAGUGCACUGGAAUGACCGCCCUCGCGUAUUUCGGUCCUCAAUUCUUCAAGCUGCUCGUCGGAUCUGGUACCAAGAACCUCCUGAUCACUGGUCUCUUCGGCGCUGAGAAGUUCAUCACUGUGGGCAUCUAUAUCCUGUUCUUCUCAGAGAUGUGGAACAGGAAACCAACGCUCUGGAUCUCAGCCAUCCUCAUGUCCAUUUGCUUCAUCAUUGUUACGGUAGUCAAUAAGACGACUCCUGCACCGGUGGACAACCAGACAACGAGUGCUGGCAUUGCAACAGUUGCUAUGAUUUUCAUUACCAACUCGAUUUACCAAUUUUCAUGGGGUCCGCUACCAUGGCCAUACGCAGCAGAGAUUUUCCCAAACCGCAUCCGCGAAGUCGGCACGUCUGUCGGCGUCUCCACCCAAUGGCUCUUCAACUUCCUCUUCUCCCUCACGACCCCGUACAUGAUCAAGGACAUGAGCACCUACGUCUUCCUCUUCUACGCCGCUCUCGACAUCGUCAUGGCGAUCAUGGUGUGGUUCUUCGUCAAGGAGACCAAGGGCCGGACGCUCGAAGAGAUGGAACAGAUCUUCAACAGCAGAGCAGCCUUCGACAACGAGGCGGCGCGCAACAAGGCUCUGGAGAUCGAGAGCAGUGGGAGCGAGGACCGAUUCAGCGACGUGCACGUUAUCGGGAAGCAUGCGGACAUUGAUGGGAAGUAG